Molecule: messenger RNA, 1548 nt
Organism: Fusarium sp. VM40
Lineage: Eukaryota; Fungi; Ascomycota; Sordariomycetes; Hypocreales; Nectriaceae
Source: the annotation of a GenBank genome assembly
AUGCAUACCUCUAUCCUGGCUCUAGGCCUCACAGCCUUCCUCCAAGGUGCCACCGCACAAAACAGCUCCAAAGCUGGAUACAGCCUCAAGACAACCUACGACACAUCCAACUUCUUCGAGGCCUUUGAGUUCUUCAACGAGAAGGAUCCUACGAAUGGCUUCGUCGAGUACAUCGACGCCGACUCCGCUAACUCCGCGGGUCUGGCUGGCUUUGUCGACGGAGCUGUCUACAUGGGCGUAGACUACCAGACAAAGAACCCUUCCAACGGCCGCAAGUCUGUCCGUGUCACUUCUCACGACUCCUUCACCCACGGCCUCUUCAUCGCCGACAUUGCACACAUGCCUGGCAGCAUCCCCGGUGUCUGGCCUGCGUACUGGAUGUUCGGCCCCUCCUGGCCAACCUCUGGCGAGAUCGAUAUCCUCGAGGGCGUCAACACACAGACUGAGAACAAGAUCACCCUCCACACGGGACCUGGUUGCUCCAUUACCAACGACGGCUCAGACCAGAGCACCUCCCUCGUCAACAAAAACUGCAACGCCGGUGGCGCCUCCGAGGGCUGCGGCCAGUGCACAGCCGACAACCAGAACUACGGCGAUGGCUUCAACGACAUUGGCGGUGGCGUCUACGCUACCGAGUGGACCUCCGAGUUCAUUGCUGUGUGGUUCUUCAAGCGCGGCCGCAUCCCCGAGGACAUUCAGUCUGGCAACCCUGAUCCUUCAUCCUGGGGCCCUGCCACUGCCAAGUUCAACGGAGGCCACGGCUGCAACAUCGAUGACCACUUCAAGGAGCACAACAUCAUCUUCGACACUACAUUCUGCGGCGACUGGGCUGGAUCCCCUGAUGUCUGGGGCAAGAACCCUGAGACCUCGUCACUGGGAGAGUGCGAGGACUAUGUCGCUUCCAACCCCGCUGCCUUCAAGAACGCCUACUGGCUUGUGAACAGUAUCAAGGUUUACACCCAGGGCGGAUCUUAUGGCGGUGGUAACAACGGCGGAAACAACGGUGGGAAUUCCGGCGAUGGAAACUCUGGUGAGGGUAACUCGGGCAGUGGAAACUCCGGUAACGGAAAUUCUGGCAACGGCAACUCGGGUAAUGGAAACUCAGGAAAUGGUAACAGUGGCAACAACAACAGCGGCAACGGCAACAGUGGAAACGGUAACAGUGGUGACGGCCAAAGCGGCAACGGUGAUGGUGGAAGUGGAAGCGGAAGCGGAAACCAAAGCGGUGGAACUCAACAUUACGUUCCCGACUCUCAACCAAACCAAGGCGGUGAUGUCUACUAUACCCCUGGUAGCCAGCAGGGACAGAAUGGCGAUGGUAACACACCUAGCGGUCAACAAGGUCAAGAUCAGAACCAAGGCCAGGGUCAAUAUGAUGGCUCAAGCAACAGCCAAAGCUACGACAACGGCCAAUACCACGGCCCAGAUGCAUACAGCAAAAGCAAAAGCAGCCACGCUGAAUCCCACAGCAGCAGCACAAGCUGGGAUGGCCAUGGGUGGAAAGUCGGUUCCAAGCGUUCUACCAGACACAAGCGAUUAUUUGCUUGA